Molecule: messenger RNA, 1408 nt
Organism: Amborella trichopoda
Lineage: Eukaryota; Viridiplantae; Streptophyta; Magnoliopsida; Amborellales; Amborellaceae
Gene: PK3
Product: serine/threonine protein kinase 3
Biological process (GO): protein phosphorylation
Cellular component (GO): cytoplasm
Molecular function (GO): ATP binding; protein serine/threonine kinase activity
Source: RefSeq, a predicted model, not a curated record
CAGCUUUCUCACUCUAAAAUUAUAUAAUUGAUGUAGGCUAUGUUUCUCUCUCAUGUGACAAGCUUCUUAUUCAGGGAACUUGUGCAGCUAUGAGAAGCGUACUCUUAAAGGGCCCAAUCAAUGAGUGACUCAUUAAUGGUGAUUAAGAUUGGAGAGUUGUCUCUGUAGAUCUCAGAUGAUGGUUUAGAGUUUAGUGUUUAGAGUUUAGGAAGAGAAAGCACGUCCUGGGAAAUGGGGUGCUCUUUUUCAGGCCUGAAUGCCUUGUAUGAUGCUGUUAAUGGAGGCGGGGAUGUGUGGAUCAAUGAGAACAGGUAUAGGAUUAUCAGGCAAUUGGGGGAAGGGGGUUUUGCCUUUGUUUAUUUGGUCAAGGAGGUCGUGGCCGAGGGCUCUGUCAAGAAACUAAAGGACCCAUCUCAUAUUUCUGAUAAUGGAAUGUAUGCAGUGAAGAAGGUCCUGAUUCAGACACCAGAGCAGUUAGAGUUGGUGAGGCAGGAGAUUCGAGUCUCAUCACUUUUUAGUCACCCCAAUUUGCUUCCUCUUCUGGAUCAUGCCAUCAUUGCUGUCAAGGGUACACAAGAAGGAUCAUGGAAUCAUGAAGCAUACCUGUUAUUUCCUGUUCAUCUGGAUGGAACUUUGCUAGACAGGGCCAAAGCUAUGAAAGAAAAAAAGGAAUUCUUUCCGACUCUUACUGUUCUUCAAAUAUUUCAACAGCUAUGUGCAGGGCUGAAGCAUAUGCACAACUUUGAACCUGCUUAUGCACAUAAUGAUGUCAAACCUGGGAAUGUCUUGAUAACUAACAGAAAAGGGCAGCCACCUCUUGCAAUUUUGAUGGACUUCGGCAGUGCAGGGCCAGCGAAAAGGGAAAUCCGCUCUCGGUCUGAGGCUCUACAGUUACAGGAAUGGGCAGCAGAGCAUUGUUCUGCACCUUACAGAGCCCCAGAGUUAUGGGAUUGUCCAAGCCAUGCAGACAUUGACGAGAGGACAGACAUAUGGGCACUGGGGUGUACUCUCUAUGCAAUAAUGUAUGGGAUGUCACCUUUUGAAUAUGCACUGGGUGAAUCUGGAGGGAGCCUACAGUUGGCUAUUGUGAAUGGACAAAUAAAAUGGCCUCCUGGUCCGAAUCCUCCAUACCCAGAUGCUCUGCAUCAGUUUGUCAUAUGGAUGCUUCAACCCCAAGUUGCCAUGCGGCCACAUAUCGAGGAUGUGAUCAUUCACGUUGACAAGUUAUUGGCAAAGUAUUCGACGUGACCAAAUUGUGUUAUGUUAUUUAUUUUGUUAUGAUGAAGCAACUCAUUUGGUGCCAUAUUGAAUUUGAGCAAGAGAGUAUCCUAGCUGCUAUUAAGGUAGCAUCUAAGUUUUCUUGUUUCGGUUUUCCUUUUAAUAGCUUGCGAGCAUUCUUUGAGUACCA